This is a messenger RNA of Colletotrichum godetiae, 1806 nucleotides long. RefSeq lists its product as uncharacterized. The transcript has 6 exons. The coding region runs from base 1 to 1806 and encodes 601 amino acids. The record is from RefSeq and is a predicted model, not a curated record. Gene Ontology annotation, molecular function: ATP binding; ATP-dependent protein folding chaperone. Lineage: Eukaryota; Fungi; Ascomycota; Sordariomycetes; Glomerellales; Glomerellaceae.
AUGGUGAAAACCUGGAUCUCUGAAGAAGAUGAGAAGGCCAUCAUCAUCGGCAUAGACUUCGGCACGACCUUCUCUGGCGUAAGUUGGGCAUACUCCGGUCAGCCCGACGACAUCGAGGUCAUCAGCCGCUGGGAGUCUAAAACCAACCUCAAUUCCGACAAAGAGAAAGUGCCAUCGUGCAUUCUUUUCCGAGGAAAACGCGGCAACCCCUUUUGGGGAUAUGCCAUUCCCAGCGAUGGAAAGCAGGAGCCACUGAAGUGGUUCAAGCUCUUGCUCGUUGAUGAGCGUGACCUCCCCGAGAACGUCCGGGAUUCUAGCCAGAUUGCUACUGCUAGAAGAUUGGCUAGGAGAGCGAACAAGGACCCGGUUGAGAUCAUCGCUGGAUACUUGCAACAUCUUUGGAACCACACUAUUGAGUGCAUUAUCAGCACAGUUGGCGACGCCAUGGUCAAGAUGUGUCAAUUUCAAGUCGUUAUUACUCUUCCGGCAAUCUGGCCGGAUUACGCCAAGGCUAGAAUGCGCAGAGCUGCCGAAGAUGCUGGCUUGCUGAAGUCCCGUCCAGCUGGAGAGACGAGCUUGUCCUUUAUCUCGGAGCCCGAAGCGGCGGCUCUUGCUACGAUGAAGGACUUGUCGAAGAUGCCCACCGCCGAGGUUGGAAAUCACAUCGUUGUGUGUGACGCUGGUGGCGGUACCGUCGACCUCAUAACCUAUGAGAUCCUGAGCUUGGAUCCCUUCAUCGUUCGAGAGGCAGUUCAAGGCGACGGCGACCUCUGUGGCGGCGUCUUCCUUGAUGAAGCAUUUGUCAACAUGCUUCAGGAGAAGGUCACUCCCCAAGCUUGGAACAACAUUCCCAAAGAAGAUGUCAGGAAGCUAUUGAAUGACGAAUGGGAGAACUGCAUCAAGCCUUCUUUCAAGAACCAGGACGACGACUGGCACAUCAAUCUUCCCCCCGAGUGUCGCGCUCCUGGAACCCAACAGAGAGGCAUGAAGCGCAAGCGCAACCUCAUCCUUGAUCGGGAGGACCUCCUCAAGGUCUUUGACCCUAUCGUCAACCAGACAAUCUCACUGGUAAAGAAGCAGAUCGAUGCUGUCAUGACCAAGACAGAGACGAAGCCCAAGGUGCGAAAGCAAAUUAUUCUCGUCGGUGGAUUCGGCAGAUGCCCGUAUCUACGAAGCCGCCUCAAGCAAGAAGCUGGAAAUGGCAUUGAGAUUCUUCAGGGCCAUAGUGCCAAGCCUUGGACUGCGAUUUGUCGAGGUGCAACUAUCCAUGGACUGACGCGUCGAAACCUCGCACCUGGCCUCGCAGUCGAGAUCAAGUCUAGGGUCUCUCGUAUGAGCUACGGGACAUGUUGCUUAAUGGAUUACGAUCCUAAGAAACACAGAGUAAGCGAAAGAUGCUGGUGCGACGAUGAACUCUCUUGGAAGGUUAAAACUUGCAUGGAUUGGUUUCUUGAGCGGGGAACCGAUGUUUCUUCCGCCGAUCCGGUUACAAAGUCGUACUACUGUCUUUGGGAGUCAGUUCCCAGUCAGGUCGACGACACGAUCUAUGCCAGCGAGGCGUGGCCCCCUCCGAAGAGAUUGGACCACCGCGUCAGCGAGCUGUGCACCAUCACUUGGAAGAAGAAAAUCAACUUCGCAUCCCUUCCUCGCUUCACCAACACCAUGGGAAAGGUCUUCGCCAAUAUCAAUUACGAUGUGGAGAUGACCUGCUCCGGAAAGAGCGUGGACUUUACUGUCGUCCAUGAUGGCAAGCAGGUGGGAGCUAAGAAUGUCGAGGUGGUCUUCAACUCGGAGGAUGACGAGUAA